ACGUCUAAAUUUUUAAACGAAAAUUCAACUUGGAAUAAACAAGUUAAUAAUAUUAAGUUUAAGACAGCUAGAGUAAAAGACUAUUCAAAUUUUUUAGCUAUUAGUGUAGAGAAUUUGACCACUUUUACUAGUCCGACGUGGUUAAAACAAAAAUUGCGGCAAUCUGGAUUAACACCAUCUAAUAAUUUAUUAGACUUUCAAAACUAUAUAUUAUUAGAAACAGGUUAUCCUUUUGAAUUGUAUGAUUUAAAUAAAAUUAAAAAUAAAGUUGAAGACACGACUUUCAGUUUAAAACUAGAAAAAGCAACAAGCAAUGAAACAUUUUACGCUAGUAAUAAUUUGACUUAUCAGUUAAAUGAUUCGAUUUUAAUAUUAAAAGCAAAUGAUUUAUCUUUAGCAAUUGGCGGAAUAAUUCCCCAUAAAGAAUUUUGUUAUACUGAUGAAACAAAAUCUUUAUUAAUUGAAUCUUCUAUUUUUAAUUCUACAAAAAUUCGACAACAAUCACGAAUCUUAGGCUUAAGAACUGAUCGUUCUGCUAGAUAUGAAAAAUCUCUAAAGUCUGAUUCAUUAAUUGAAUCUGUCUAUCAAUUAAUAAGUUUAUUAAAGACAACAAAUCCAAAUUUAAUUUGUAAGCUUCAUACAAGUUUUAAUGGUGAAUUUCAAAAACUAGCGACUAUUGAUUUGCAUCAUAAAACGAUUAAUGAAAUUUUAGGACCUAUCAAAGGUUAUGCGAAAUCGAAAUCAAAAUAUAUUACACCAGCGAUGGUUAAUAAUUAUUUAAUGCGAUUAAAAUUUAAUAAUACGUUUGAUGAUUCAGAGUUAAUGUGGGAAGUUGAAAUCCCUAAUUCUCGAAGUGAUGAUAUUACUCGUCAAAUUGAUUUAAUUGAAGAAAUUGGGAGAUUGCAUGGAUUUAAUAAUUUUUUAACUCGAUUACCUAAUAUCAAAAAAGUAGGAAUCCAAGAUGAGAGUUAUCAAAUUCGAAAAAAAUUGACUUCUUGUUUAUUAAACGCGUGGUUUUAA
Messenger RNA from Trichoplax adhaerens, 1020 nucleotides. RefSeq lists its product as uncharacterized. The record is from RefSeq and is a predicted model, not a curated record. Gene Ontology annotation, cellular component: phenylalanine-tRNA ligase complex. Gene Ontology annotation, molecular function: RNA binding; magnesium ion binding; ATP binding. The annotation marks the transcript as partial. Gene Ontology annotation, biological process: phenylalanyl-tRNA aminoacylation. NCBI's taxonomy places the organism in Eukaryota, Metazoa, Placozoa, Uniplacotomia, Trichoplacea, Trichoplacidae. The transcript has a single exon.